UUUAUUUGAGCGUUUCAAGGACUCACUGCUGUCUCCAUGGCUCUCGCUACCCUUAGCCUCCGGGCACACGCUCUCGGUCUUCCUGUACUCUCUAGAGCGAGCACACACGCUCUGCGAGCCCUGUCCACAACAGUUGCGCCUGCACAGGAGGCCGUGUCGUCGUCGCAAGCCGAGCCGUUCACGCACUACCGCAUUACCCUCAGGCGGUCCGCCAUUUCACUCCCGAAGAGGAUCAAGGGCACACUUGUCUCGCUCGGCAUCCACAGGAGACACCAGACGGUGUAUCACGAACACUCACCUAUCAACGCUGGAAAGAUCCUGCGCGUGAAAGAGCUGGUCGAGGUGGAGAACGUCCCGGCGUCUGCGGUUAGGACGAAGACGGAGCAGAGGCAGGAGAGGAAGGCACCGAGGGGCUAUAUGGUCGUCGGGUCGAGACUGCAGGAGAUUGUGUAAGCUAUCUUACGAUUGUGAGUGCUAU
This is a messenger RNA of Phanerochaete carnosa HHB-10118-sp, 478 nucleotides long. RefSeq lists its product as uncharacterized. NCBI's taxonomy places the organism in Eukaryota, Fungi, Basidiomycota, Agaricomycetes, Polyporales, Phanerochaetaceae. Gene Ontology annotation, cellular component: mitochondrion; large ribosomal subunit. The transcript has a single exon. Gene Ontology annotation, biological process: translation. Bases 37 to 453 code for a protein of 138 amino acids. Gene Ontology annotation, molecular function: structural constituent of ribosome. The record is from RefSeq and is a predicted model, not a curated record.